This is a messenger RNA of Penaeus chinensis, 1818 nucleotides long. RefSeq lists its product as uncharacterized. The transcript is spliced from 4 exons. NCBI's taxonomy places the organism in Eukaryota, Metazoa, Arthropoda, Malacostraca, Decapoda, Penaeidae. The record is from RefSeq and is a predicted model, not a curated record. Bases 112 to 840 code for a protein of 242 amino acids.
GCAUCCGCUUUGUUUACACUGCAGACGCUGUCACAAAUGACUCCUAAAAGGUGAUACCAAGAAUGCAAGGAAUGCCCCAGUAGUCACAGCUAGAAAUACGCAAAAGCUAUAAUGCUUCUAAAUCCGGACAUGCUUCCCCAACAAGAUGGCGCCAUGUCCAUAGAGCCGCAGUAUGAUGGGGUCAUAAUGCUCAGUCCUGAGGCUGUGCUCUUCAGCGAUGCAAAGCCUAGACCUGAUGGACGGAAGGUAUACCACGUAUUUGAGCGAACCCCAGGGGACGGGCCACGGGAUGAGGCAGCACAGAAUGAUGACUUUAGGUCCAGAAGAGAGCAGCUCUUUUCUCAGGCACAUGAGAAUACCAUACACAACAUACAGCAGGUGCUGGCUGAAAGCGGGCUAGUCAACCAGGACUGGUGUGAAGGGAGCCUGGGGGACACAGCCGAGGGUACACCAGUAGCACCCACUAACAACCAUUCUACAGAAGUCCACAAUAUCACCCAAACUACACAAAGUAAUGCCAACACACAGACCUGUCUUGAUCAUCAACUACAGCCUCCACCACGUAAGCUCCACCAAUUUGAAAUGGUGUUCCCCAUUGAGCCAUACAGCUGUGUGCAGAAACGACGGCUCCUAAGGCGCUUACGCCGCAAAGGAGUUGGACAAGUUGAGUUAGAACCUGAAAACCACCGCAUUAAUGUCACCACACGGAGAUCAGCCAAUGUAAUCUUGUCUGUCCUGCGAGGAGUCGACCCAAAUGCCAGGCUAUUGGGGACAUUCCGGGAAACUUUAAUAGAGGAUAACAUAGAUCCAGAUUCUGUUGAGGUUGUGGAUGGAUUAUAGGAUAAGGAUAGGUGCUAGACCCUAUGGUUGAUAAAGCUUUAGGGUCAGUAGUCAGAAUUUGUUAGCCAUGAAUGACCAGGGAGUAGUUAGCUGCCAGGAGUUUCUAAGUAAAGAUUUAUAUACUGUGAGCGAGCGUGGACACAAGCAGAAUACUGUAGUCAACUUGCAUGUUGGUUUCAUACCUCAUAGAACUGCAGAAACAUAACAUAACCUGCUCUGGGCUGUUCUCAUGAGAUUUGCCCAUAUUUGUGCACAUCUGCAAAGGCAUUUGAACUUUUAUUAUAUGAGCUAUUAUAAGGGAUGGAUGAUAUAAUGUUCAAAAUGUCAAACAGUGCAUCCCUCAAAAUUGUUUAUAAUGAGGUGGUUGGGUUUGAAAGCCACCCGUUGAAAGACCGGCUAAAGUUGGGUUCAGAAUUGGAGUGGGAUCAGUUUGUUCCUCUCAGCUUAACAUCAUGCUUUUCCCUAGGUGGAGGAAAAGAAUAAGCAAGUCCAGGAAAUGUAUAAAUGAAUUGUUCUUCAGUAAUUUGUAAUCACAGACCAUUCCUUUUUUUUUCUUCUUCAUUUGUUGAUGAUGAUGGAUUAAUGUAGCUGUACAUUUCAGUUGAUGAAGGAGGUUGUAAUAAUCAUAUGCCAUGCCCUUGUCAAUAUCAAGAUGCCCAGAAUAGAUACUGUGCACAACAGACAUUGUUUGUUGUUGUUGUUUUGGGGGGUGGGGGGUCUGACAGUAUUGAAGCAUUAAUAUUUUUUUCUAGAGGUGUACAUUUAAUUCUAAUCUCUGUGACACUUAAAGGUGAACAUUUUCUAAGACCAAAAUUAAUGGUAAGAACCAAAUGUGAAAGUCAUACUGUGCAUUACUUCAGCACGGAAAUACUUUAUGGGUUAGCAUUCAUUAUGUUUAAAGUGAGUGUUAAGUUGAAUAACAUAUUGACAGCUACAGGGUACCUUCAAAUCUCAUGUUAUAGUGAGUUCUAGUCAACA